AAUAUGUUGGUGACUAAAUAAUAAAUUUAAUUUGUAACUGUUGCUCCGAAUUAUGAGCGAACUCGACAUGUAUUGCUAAUCGAUAUAUCUGCGAGCGAGAUCACAAAUAAGAGAACAAAUAAGAAAACAAGCGAAAACGUAUCGUUUACUUAUUAGGUAGGACAAUACUUGAUACUUUUAUAAAUAGAGCGUGCGACAAAGGACCAGGCAGUCGAGAGCAAGUAAGCGAACUGAGCAAAUUCUGUAGUAAUAAAGAAUUUAGUUGAAGAAACGAAUUCGAUUAUCUAUUGCAAGCCCGUACAAAAUACGAUUGUCACGCACGAAUGAUAUAUGUCACUGACUGAUCACUGCAUUGAUCGAGAUUGAUAUAAUCAUCAAUAAUAUCUAAUAGAAAUAUAAUCACCAAUAGUAUGUAAUAAAAAAAUCGUAGGAAAAUAAUCUUGGAAAGCUAAUAAGAUUAUAGAGCUUCCAAUGAGUGCACAAGUGAUAAUUUCUCUCUAUUAAUUUGCGAGAUGUUAUUUUUAUUUUUUUAUCAAGAUCACUGAUUAAAACAAAUGCUACUUAAUCAAGUACCAAAUAACUUUGCUUGUAAAAAAAAUUGUGUAAAAAAAACAAGAUGAUUUUGGAUUUGUUUGAAGCAGCUAAGCUUUACUGUUUCUCCUAAACACAUGAUCUCGAUAGAUCAGUUUAUAAUUAACAUAAUAUUAUCGAUUAAAAGUGAUAUGAAAUAAUAUUGAUUUUGUUUUGAAAGUUGAUUUUUAUCUCUUACAACUAAUUUUUCUCGGAAACAUCACGAUAUAUCGAAUACUAGUCGAAUCACUAGUCGAAUUCUAAUUUAUAUAAGAGAUCGUUAUACUUUGUAAGAAAAUAUGCGUUAUAUCUUAUGUCUCUUACUCCAAAUAAAGUAAAGUUAAGGUUACAUCUAAAAAUUAUUUAAUAAAUUUGGCGAAAAUAAAGCACAAUUAUAUUUAAUAGAACUUCCUAUAAUGUCCUUUCAUUUCUAUUUACGGUAUAGCAUUUCCACAAGAAACAGAUUGCAUUGAACACAUCCCAUACUAAUGUGAAACAGAAAGCAUUGAAACACUGUAUUGAAACACUAUAACUCGAUAUGCCUGUAAUUCUCUCAUCAUUUAUUAAUACAUUCGCUUAUGCAUAAGGUCGAAGGAGAGGUAAAUAAGAGGAAGUAAUUUUCAGUAAGAGGUAUAAUUAUUUAAAUGCCAUAAUAUGCCAUGAGAUAUUUCAUAUUUGCUACGAAUGUAGAUAAGAGAGUAUUAAUACGAACUUACUUACGAGAUCUUCAUGUUAUCUCAUAUCUUCUUUACCUAUUGUACGAGCUUCUUCGUAAAUAUAUUAUAAGAACACUACAGGGCGAUACUUCCGGUUGGAAUAUCUAUGAUACGUAUAUGAUUGCUUAGAAAUCGAAGAACACAAUCUCAAUUAGCAUGAAGAGGGUUACGCUAGAGAAAGUUAUCGCAUUUCUGAAAAUAGAGUUAAUGUUUGCCUGUUGUUGGCCAGUAUCGCGGGACGCGACAAAGUGUCAGAUUGUUUGCGACAAAAUAUUCCGUCUAAUCUCCGCAUUGCAUGCGAUAUUAUUAGUUAUCGAAAUAAUGUAUACGCUUAUUUAUCGUAUUGAUGAUGUUCGUAUGUUUAUGCAAUCAAGUUGCUUAAUGGUCGUAAUAUUAGAAGUUCCAGUACAGAUAUUUCUAUACACUUUGCAACAUGAUCGUCUGCAAGAAGUAAUUUUUCAGAUGGAAGAUUAUUAUCGGCAUUCGAAACUAGAAGAAAGAGACAUAUUUCAAAAAUUCAUUGAUAAGCACAUAAAGUUUUACGCGAUAAUAUUAGGCGUGAUAACCGCAGCGUUAGCUACUGCAACGUUGGGACCUAUGUUUAAGGAUUCAUUUCCAAUUGUAAUAAAAUAUCCAUUUCAUGUUGAGCAACAACCUUUGCACGCGAUCGUUUAUCUUCACCAUUCAUUCGGAAUAUAUCAAUCUUACUGUCAACGACUACCGCUAUCCGUAAAAGUAGAAUUCGUUAUCGGAUGUAUGUCAUCACUGGGAAAAGUAUUUCUGUCCGCAUGGCCAGCUGAUUAUUUAAUGGCCGCAAGUUCUGAUAUUGGUGAUGCUGCAUACGAUUCGUUAUGGUACGAACACGGAACUGAUUCACAAAAGAUUAUGUUGUACACAUUGCUCCGCUGUCAGCGACCUGUAAUUAUAACUGUUCCGGGUUUAUUAAAGGCUUUAUCGUUUCAACAUUAUUCAGCUGAUUUCGAGUGUUCCCGACUCACGUUAUAUCCCGUAGACGACGGAGGAAGUUAUCGGGCAACCCGACGAGACGCGGGAGUCUCUUUGAGAUUUGUCGAGUGUACUCGACAACACCAGGGAGUCCCUAGCGUUCGGUACUUUUGUCAAGGGAGAGCCUUGACCGGGAAGCCGAGUAUUCUCGGUCACACUGAAGUGUUCCUCAGCGGUGAUUCGGUGGACGGUAGGAGUAGAAGUAUGGUCUCGUAUGGUCAAGCGUUCUCAGUCAUGCUGGGGAGUACCCCAGUGCUUUCGGAGACUUAUUCGGAAGCUUGA
Molecule: messenger RNA, 2573 nt
Organism: Pogonomyrmex barbatus (red harvester ant)
Lineage: Eukaryota; Metazoa; Arthropoda; Insecta; Hymenoptera; Formicidae
Product: odorant receptor 67c-like
Biological process (GO): detection of chemical stimulus involved in sensory perception of smell; sensory perception of smell
Cellular component (GO): plasma membrane
Molecular function (GO): odorant binding; olfactory receptor activity
Source: RefSeq, a predicted model, not a curated record